CAGCAAGUCAUACAAACAGCAGCUGUUAUCGCGUGUGUUAUCGCGGACAGCAGGCGGACGUGUCAACCAAAUUUGUAUAGUGAAGAUCAAUAAAAAAAAAAGUAUGCAAAUGGACAUUGAUCCUUGGUGAUUCGUAUAAAGAACCUUAUCGCGUUUCGGACUGUGUCAAAGAUCGAAUUACCAUUCGGAUAUAUCGGUGAUAACGUGUCGGAACGCGAUACGUAGGAUCUAUAGAUUCCUCGAUGCUGUAUUUUUUCAUAAGUUUUCCAUUGAAAAAAGAUAAUCGUUACCGAUGUCUUCGUCUGAAAUAGUGCAUCGCGAAGGUAGCAAGCUAUGCUAAUCAAGAUUGUUAACGAGCUCGUCGAUAACGGUUUGUGAGGUUAUGUUUUCAUUGGAGCAGUGAUUUGUCAGGUUCCUGCUAAAAAGCACGUGGAGGACUCCAUUUCCGCGCAUGUCAUUCAAAGAAUGCGCGGCUAAUAGAUCGAUACGCAAACACGCCAAGAAUAUCCCUGAUAUCCAGGUUGAACCACCGAGAAAUCGUAGGACUGUAAUUAUUGUCGCCAACAAAGGAGUUCAUUUUCGGCUAGAGAAAGAUGGGUCGCACGGUGACGGUGGCGGUGUGCACCCUGAACCAAUGGGCGAUGGACUUCGAUGGGAACUCCAGGAGGAUCUUGCAAAGCAUCCAGGAAGCCAAGGACGCUGGCGUCACUUACAGAAGCGGCCCUGAGCUGGAGAUUUGCGGUUACAGCUGCGAGGACCACUUCUACGAACCAGACACCCUGCUCCACAGCUGGGAAGUCCUGGCGACGAUCCUGAAGUCGCCCGUGGCUGAGGGCAUGCUGAUAGAUGUCGGGAUGCCCGUCAUGCACAAGAACGUCACCUACAACUGCAGAGUGGCGUUUCUCAACCGACGUAUUCUACUCAUCAGGCCAAAGAUGCAGAUGUGCGACGACGGGAAUUACAGAGAAUCCAGAUGGUUCACCGCCUGGACCAAGGAACGGACGGUAGAGGAUUACUUCCUGCCGAAAAUGAUCUCUCAGAUAACUGGACAGACAGUGGUACCGUUCGGGGACGCUGUUAUUUCGACCAGGGACACGUGCGUGGGCUUCGAGAUAUGCGAGGAGCUCUGGAAUCCUAUGAGCAAUCACAUUCCCAUGUGCUUGGACGGCGUGGAAAUUAUCGCUAAUGGUAGCGGCUCCUACUUCGAGCUUCGCAAGGGAUACGUAACAGUGGACCUCGUGAAAUCAGCCACCUUCAAAUCAGGCGGUUGUUACAUGUUCAGCAAUUUACGGGGAUGCGACGGUUCCAGACUUUAUUUCAACGGGGGCUCCUCCGUCACCUUAAACGGUCAGAUCUUGAAUCGUGGCAAGCAGUUCGCCCUCAAUGAUGUGGAGGUCGUGGUCGCCACGUUCGAUCUGGAAGACAUAAGGAGCUACAGGAACAACAUAAGAUCCCGAUCUCGCACCGCCGCUAAGUCGUCCAGUUAUCCACGAGUCAAAGUAGACUUUGCGCUCACUUCUGAGAAUUUGAUUUCGAUCCCACCUGAUCGACCAAUAGACGUUGACUUGGGUCCUUACGAAGACGAACACCCAACCGGCAAGCUCAUUUAUCACACUCCGGUAGAGGAGAUCUCCAUGGCGCCUGCUUGCUGGCUCUGGGACUACCUCAGGCGAUCCUGCCAAGGUGGAUUCUUCUUACCCUUAAGCGGUGGAGUCGACUCCGCUUCGUCAGCGUGCAUAGUGUACUCCAUGUGCGACAUGAUCGUGGAAUCAGUGAACAAAGGAGACGCGCAGGUCCUGUCAGACAUCAGAAAGAUAGUCGGUGACGGCAGCUACGUACCGACAGACCCUAAGCAACUGUGCUACACCAUCCUCGUCACGUGCUACAUGGGCACCGAGAACUCCUCCGCCGAGACUAAGGCACGAGCUGCCGAGCUGGCCAGUCAGAUUGGCUCUUACCAUCACAGUAUAGUGAUCGACGUGGCUGUUUCUGCUAUCUUGACCAUCUUUCAGCAGGUUACCAAGCUGACGCCACGGUUCAAGGUGCAGGGAGGAUCUCCCAGGGAGAGUUUAGCGUUGCAGAAUAUACAAGCACGUUUGAGGAUGGUGAUCGCUUAUCUGUUCGCCCAACUGAUGCUAUGGGUCAGAGGACGACCUGGUGGUCUUCUCGUGUUGGGGAGCAGUAACGUUGACGAAGCCCUUCGUGGAUACUUUACUAAAUACGAUUGCAGCAGCGCCGAUAUAAAUCCCAUAGGGGGAAUUGCAAAGAAUGAUUUGAAGUCGUUCCUCGCUUAUUUCAGGAGGAAACAUGGACUAUCCGCUUUGGAUGGAAUUCUGGACGCACCGCCGACCGCGGAACUGGAGCCUCUUCAAGCAGGCCAGCUCUCGCAGUUGGACGAGGUAGACAUGGGUAUGACGUACAAGGAACUCGGCACCUUUGGUCGUUUAAGGAAACAAGAGUGCGCUGGCCCUUUCAUGAUGUUCUGCAGACUCGUCCAUAUGUGGGAGAAAUGUUCACCGAAAGAAGUGGCAGACAAAGUGAAACACUUUUACAGAUGGUACGCGAUAAAUAGACACAAGAUGACCAUCCUGACGCCGUCCUGUCACGCGGAGACUUACAGUCCUGACGACAACAGAUUCGAUCAUCGGCCCUUCCUCUACAAUCACACGUGGAAGUGGCAGUUUAACGCUAUCGACGAACAGGUGAAAGGUCUUCUCAACGAUGAGAAAUUCCCAGAAGGUCGAAAAGACGCGCCGAAGGUACCCGAGAAGCCCAGAUACAUGCCGUUCAGCUCCGUGAUCAGUAAUAAAACACAUCCUGGAGUAGUAGUUUAACCGUAGCAGUAGCUCUCUCUGUCUCUUAUCAUUUUGACAUUGCAGCCUUGCGAGCCCAUUGGAGCGCAAGCCUGCUAGUUGAUUGUCCGCGCGACCGACGGAUUCGUUCCGUUAGACACCGUCCCUCCAGUAUACCCAGUUUGCGCUACAUCCUGAGGAGACUCGCGAGUAGAAGAAUCGUAUGACUGGUACAUUGUAUUAUAUUAAUACAGCUAAUGUAAGCAGAUACAAAAGCAUCACAGUGAAAGAUUAAAUUCGUUAUAUAUAUAUACUAUAUUGUA
Molecule: messenger RNA, 3115 nt
Organism: Hylaeus volcanicus
Lineage: Eukaryota; Metazoa; Arthropoda; Insecta; Hymenoptera; Colletidae
Gene: Nadsyn
Product: glutamine-dependent NAD(+) synthetase
Exons: 13
Coding region: 594-2834 (746 amino acids)
Biological process (GO): NAD+ biosynthetic process
Cellular component (GO): cytoplasm
Molecular function (GO): ATP binding; NAD+ synthase (glutamine-hydrolyzing) activity; glutaminase activity
Source: RefSeq, a predicted model, not a curated record